GAGUAUCAGCAGCCUCUCGCGCAAGGACGAGCAUCUCCUGCUGCCGGAGUCUGCGGGGUAGAGCUGCUGUCGCGCGCCGGGGGAGGGGCUCCGGUUAUCCUGACUCUGAGGGGUAGAGCUGCUGCUGCUGCUGCUGCUGCUGUUGUGUUUUUUCUUUUUCUUUUUUUUCCAGAGGAGCACAGAGAGAGGCUUCUUCCCCCUGCAGUGCUAACGGAGGCUAAUGCUAAACAUACACACACUCUCGCGCACAGACACUCACUCUCGCGCACACGCACAGCGGCUAAUCCUCCCAACAGCUGCAGCACCGAGACGAGGCUCGCGCAGGCCGGUUCCUCCAACACUGUGAGCGAGGGCGAGGGGGGCAGCGCGCGAGAGAGGGGCUCCCAGGCUAAUACACAGCGCGAAAGUGGGCCAGAGCCGGAGCUGCUGCACAGCAUUCUGGGAAAACGGGUCUUCUGAGGAGAGGAAGUGGACAGAGGAGUGACCGACACUGACUCACAUUCGCCCACAUGCACACUCUUUAGCACACAUCACACACAUGCACACUCUUUAGAGGAGUGACCGAUUCCAUCACACACAGGAAGAGGAGUGACCAUCUCGCACCAUCCACAGGAACACUCUUUAGAGGAGUGACCUAUACCAUCUUUCAUCACAAAGACACACUCUUUAGAGAAGCGAACAUCUCUCACUGUCCACAGGAACACUCUUUAGAGGAGUGACCACAAAAUCUCACGUUACAUCACAUCUCACACAGGCACACACUUUUUAGAGGAGUGACCAACACCAUCCCACAUCACAAAGACACUUUAGAGGAGUGUCCAACACCAUCGCACACCACAUCACACACAGACACACUCUUUAGAGAAGUGAUCAAUACCAUCUUAUAUCGCAUUACUCAAAAGCACACUCUUUAGAAGAGUGACCGAAAUAACUCACACCACACCACAUCACACACAAGCACACACUUUAGAAGAGUGAACAACACCUUCUCGCACCACAAAGACACACUCUUUAAAGAGUGUCCAACAACAUUUCACACCACAUCACCCAAGGGCACACUUUUUAGAAGAGUGACCGAUACCAUCUCACACUACUCCGCAUUACAUACAGGCACACUCUUUAAAGGAGUGACCAACACUGGCUUACAUUCGUCCACGUUCACACUCUUUUUAGAGGAGUGCCCGACACCAUCUUACACCACACCAUCCACAGACACACUCUUUAAAGUCACACGCUUUAGCUGAGUGAUCUUCACAGAUACACACUCUAGAAGUGUGACCAUGACAAAUUUUCACUCUUUAUUACACAAGCUUUAGCAGAGUGACCAUCUAACAUACACACAUUAGGAGAAUGACUGUCUCACACUUAGCAGAGUGGCUAUCUCUCAUACAAACACACUCUUUAGAGGAGUGAACAUUCAUGCAUGCACACUCUUUAACAUGAGCGACUAAUUCUCAUACACACUUCGGAAGAGUGACUGUUUUAUACACACUCUUUAGUACAUUGACGCUUUAGUACAUUACGUGCACACUCUUUGAGUAGUGAAGGCUUGUACAUACACACCUUAGAAAAGUGAUAAUUUCUUUCAUUUAGAGAAGCGACUGUCUCACACAUGCACUCUCUUUUAGGAGUGAACACUUAUAUACUUAUAUACACACUCCCUAGCAAAGAGCGCACACUUUAGUGGAGUGACUGUAACAGACACUCUAACAGUCGUGAACAUUUCACACUCAUCUGUACCAGAGUGACCGCUCACACAGACACUCCAGCAGAGUGAGCGUCUCGUGUUUCCUACAUGAGUCUAAGUGCUCUCUCACACACUUUAGUAGAGUGACCAUCACUCAGACACACUGUCUCUCUCUCUCUCUCUCUCUCUCUCUGUAACACAGAGAACUAUCUCUCUCUCUCUCACACACACUCUCACACCCUGGAGUGGAGGCUUCACACACACUCUCUAGCUGAGCGGCUGUCUCUCACACACACUCGUGCCCUUGUUUCUGUCACUCCAGCUGUCUGAGAGGCUGAGCGGAGGCCAUGCUGCGGACUCUGUAGCGCGAGAGUGCACGUAAAAGUGCGAGAGCGUGUGAGAGUGUGUGUGCACUCGGCGAUGUGUGUAUGAAAUGGAGAACUCUAGAACCGGACAGGUCGAGGAGAGGUUUGAGAACACCUGACCGCAGUGUGUGUUCGCGUGUUUGGUUUCCCGCGGUUACGGUCGAGGUGGCGAUGGGCAGUUCGGCGUCGUCGUUGGCGACAGAGACUGAGUCGGAGCACGGUUUCAGCAGCGCUGCGUACACGCCGGCGCCCCCGGUGGGCUGGAUGAGGAACAGCCACAGCAGUCCGGUGUGGGGGAGCACCUUCAUCACCCGGCAACAACAUCCCAUAGCACACAGGGAGCGCAGUCACUCUCACUCCCCCGGCUCCAUGGCAGCAGUGGUGAGCUCUGAUUGGUCGUGUGGGCGCUGCACAUUCCUGAACCCGGGUGGUUCUCCUCGAUGCUCCAUCUGCGAGGCUCCGCGCCACAAACCGGACCUCAACCACAUCCUGCGACUCAGCGGCGCCCCCGAGCCUCGCUGGACCUGCCCACGCUGUACCCUCACCAACCACCACGCGGCAGGACUAUGUUCAGUCUGUGGCUCCUCUCCCCCAGUCCCCAAUGGCCCUGCUUCGCCAGCUCAGGUUCCGCCCACUUCCACUUUAGAGUCUACCUCCGUCUCGGAGCCCAGAGGACAGCAGGCUAGUGAGGAUUCCCGGGAGGCGGAGUCUAACGGAGAGGUCAGAGUGAGGGUGGGUGGGGACUUGUCCUCAGGGUGGGCGUGUCCUCGCUGUACGCUGGUUAACACACCUGUAGCGAUGUCCUGUUCGGCGUGUGGCGGCCCACGAAAACUUUCCCUGCCCAAAAUCCCGCCCGAGGCACUCGUCGUUCCAGAGGUUCGAACACCUGUAUCGGGGUUUCCCACACAAACUGGAGGGGCGCCGAAUGCCCCGCCCCUUCUCAUCGACCUCACAGAGGAUUCGCCACCUCCAGCCCCCUCUGAUUCGCCCUCUCCGCCCCCCAGUACGAACCCUGCCCCCUUUUUACCACCUUCGUUUUCUUCCCUUCAGAACAACCCUGUUCCACGCAGCAGAAGGGAAGUCCCGCCCCCUGGAAGGCCGCCAAACCCCGCCCCCUCCCCGACGUCACCUUCCUCCGCCGGCCCGACCGCCAAACCCAAGUCAGAGCAAACUUAUGCCAUCAAAAGACUCAGCGUUCUGGAGGAGGAGGAGCCAAACCAUCCGGUGGCGCCGGUCACGUCUCCGCCGUCCUGGAAGUGUCCGGGAUGCUCCGCCCCCUCUGGACCCUCCAUGCUGGCGGCGGGGCGAUGUGACGCGUGUAAGGGAUCACGUCCGGGGUCGAGUGGUGAUGUCAUCGAUGUUUUAGGUGAAUCGGUACGUUUUACUCCGGCGUCGCCGUCCAGCCCGGACUUCACAUCGUGGGCGUGUUCUAAAUGUACGUUAAGGAACCCGACAGGAACGGGACACUGCACGGCCUGCGGCUCCUCCAAACUGCACGGCUUCUCCGAGUCCUGCACGUCCUGCUCGGUCAAACACUCGCACGCUCGCGCUGCGGGGACGGGGCCGGAGAAGGGCGGGGCCACUCAGUGGGCGUGUCCGGCCUGCACGCUGCUGAACGAGGGGCGUGUGAAGCACUGCGUGGCGUGUCACACGGCGCAGCAGUACCUCAGUCUGAAGCGCAGCGCUAAAGCUCUGAGGCGGCGGGAGAGCGUUCACGUGGAGCAGCGGCGGCGCACCGACGAGGGAGAGGCCAAGGAGCUGUGGGAGAACAUCGUCAGCUUCUGCAGAGAGAACUCAGUGAACUUCGUGGACGACAGUUUCCCCCCUGGUCCUCGCUCAGUGGGCUUCCCCGACAGCGACAGCGUCCAACAGCGAAUCAAGAAGUGGCUCCGCCCCCACGAGAUCAACUGCAAUAACUUUAAGGACCGUGGUGUGAAGUGGUCCGUGUUCCGAACGCCCCGCCCAUCCGAUAUCCUGCAGGGGCUUCUGGGAAACUGCUGGUUCCUCAGUGCUCUGGCGGUUCUGGCAGAGCGUCCGGAGCUGGUAGAGCGGGUGAUGAUCACCAGGUCUAUCUGUCCUGAGGGGGCGUAUCAGGUGCGGCUCUGCAAGGACGGGACCUGGACCACCGUGCUGGUGGACGACAUGCUGCCCUGCGACGAAUACGGAUACCUGCUCUUCUCACAGGCUCAGAGGAGGCAGUUGUGGGUGGCUCUGAUAGAGAAGGCUCUGGCGAAGCUGCACGGGUCGUACUUCGCUCUGCAGGCGGGUCGGGCUAUAGAGGGGUUGGCGACGCUCACCGGCGCCCCCUGUGAGAGUCUGAUGCUGCAGGUCAGCUCCACCAACCCCCGAGAGGAGCCCAUCGACACGGACCUCAUCUGGGCCAAGAUGCUCAGCUCCAAAGAGGCAGGGUUCCUGAUGGGGGCGUCUUGUGGGGGAGGGAAUAUGAAGGUGGAUGAUGUUGUUUACGAGUCUCUGGGGCUCCGCCCACGCCACGCCUACUCUAUACUGGACGUCCGGGACGUACAGGGAUACAGGCUGCUGCGUCUGCGGAACCCGUGGGGCCGGUUCUCGUGGAACGGGUCGUGGUCGGACGAGUGGGCUGAUUGGCCGCAGCAUCUUCGACAUGAGCUGAUGGCUCACGGGAGCAGCGAGGGCGUCUUCUGGAUGGAAUACGGAGACUUCAUCAAGUACUUUGAUUCAGUGGAUAUCUGUAAGAUUCACUCGGACUGGCAGGAGGUUCGAGUUCAGGGCAGCUUCCCCAGCAGAGCCAGCGGCCCGCUGACCGUCACCGCCCUCACCGUACUGGAGAGAACCGCCCUGGAGUUCGCCCUGUUCCAGGAGGGCAGCAGGCGUUCGGACACGGCGGACAGUCACCUGUUGGAUCUGUGUAUAAUGGUGUUCAGGGCUUCGUUCGGCAGUGGGAAUAAGCUGGUUCUGGGUCGGCUGCUGGCUCACAGUAAGCGGGCGGUGAAGAAGUUUGUGGGCUGUGACGUGAUGCUGGAGCCAGGAGAGUACGCUGUGGUCUGCUGCGCCUUCAACCACUGGCAGAUGAACGUCACGGGAACCCCGACUCCAGUACCCAGUCCCACCAGUGGGCGGGGCCAGAGUCAGGACUUUCCUGGUUUCAUCCUGGGCAUCUACAGCAGCAGGCAGGUGAUGGUGGAGCAGGUGGACGCCACGGCAACCACCCUGGCUGAUGCCAUCAUACUGCUGACGGAGAACAAAGGAGAGAGACACGAGGGCCGUGAGGGAAUGACCUGUUACUACCUGACGCACGGGUGGGCGGGGCUUAUUGUUGUCGUGGAAAACAGACACCCGAAGUACUACCUCCACGUAUCAUGUGACUGCACGGACAGCUUUAACGUGGUGUCCACCCGCGGCAGCCUCAAAACCAUCGACAGCGUCCCACCUUUACACAGGCAGGUGCUGGUGGUCCUCUCUCAGCUGGAAGGGAACGCUGGAUUCUCCAUCACACAUCGGCUAGCUCACCGCAAAGCAGCGCAGGCUAACCUGGGGGACUGGACCCCCACCAAGGCCACACACUCCCCCCAGCUCACCUCCGACACCGAGGGGCUUCAUAAACCCCGCCCACUCUGACACACGUGCACACCCACACACACACACACACACUCAAACACUUACAUAUACCUACAUGCACAUAUAUGGACGGUCAGGGUGAGCAUGCUGGAACUACUGAGCCAAUCACGCAUCUGCUCACUGAGCCAAGACCCGCCCACUGCAACACACACACACACACAUAUACACACACAGACUCAUACACACUGCACAAGGACAGAUGCACUCGCAUGCAUACAGCCAUAUUCAUGCUCAGUUAUAUGAACACACACACACAUACAAACACACACACACACAUUUACUGUGGGUGUGUAUUUAUGUGUGUGUGUGUGUGUGUGAUUUACGGUAUUCGAGCCAAACCUGCAGGAGGAUCUCUGACCAUCGCCAUCCUUCGGUUUUUAUAUACGUACCUGAUUAAAGUCUGAGCUCAAAUCAAUCACAGCAAUCGAUCACCAAUCACAGAUCCAAUCAAUCAAUCAGUCCAGACAGGAGAUGCUGGGAGAUGCUAGGCUAACAAUGCUAACAAAUGCUGCUCUUAAACUGCCACUAAUUUACUCAUAUCUAAAUCUGUCUCUCAGAACAGGCCAAAAUUAUUGAUAUGAUCUCGUCACUUCUUCAUUAAUCGCCCUGGUCUAGAACAUCAUACUCUCAUAAAAAAGGUUCUCCAAGGGUUCUAAUGAAAAUAUGACUAUUCUAUAUAGCUAUGACAUGCUAUGCUAAUGCUGCUAACGAAUACUGAUGAUCUCUCAUCAUACAUCAUCUCCAAUAGUUUCACAAAACCUAGUGGAGUUAGAACACAGAACCUUCUAGAACAGGUUCUCUAACGGUUGUUUAGUAAAGGCACUGAUUCUAUAUACAACAUAUGAUAUGAUGUUUUAAUGAAAAUAUGACUAUUCUAAAUAUAACUAUGACAUAAUAUGCUAACAUCGCUAACAAGGGUUCUAACGAAAAUAUGACUGUUCUAUAUAGAACUAUGAAAUACUAUGCUAAUGUCGCUGAUGAAUACUGAUUAUAUCUAAUGAUCUCUCAUCAUACAUCCAAAUAUUAAAAAAAAAAAAACAGUGGAGUUAGAACACAGAACCCUCUAAAACAGGUUCUUUAAUGGUUCUUUAGUAAAGGCAGUGAUUCUAUAUAGAACAUAUUAUAUGAUAUCGUUGCUUCUUUAUUAUUCAACCAGGUCUAGAACACCGUACUCUCGUAAAAAAGGUUCUCCAAGGGUUCUAAUGAAUAUAUGACUAUUCUAUAUAGAACUAUGACGUGCUAUGCUAACGUCGCUAACCAACACAGAUGAUCUCUGAUGAUCUCUUAUCAUACGUCCAGAUCUUAAUUAGUUUGCCAAAUCGAUGUGAUUAUUAACAACACAUUACCCUCUGUUAAAAGGAACUUCAAGGGUUCUAAUAUAAAUUUGAUGGUUCUAAAUAGAGCUGUGGCAUGCUUUGUUAACGUCGCUAACGAAGAUCUGGACAUAUGAUGAGAUAUCAUUAUAUCUUCUUUAGUUUGCAAAAUAGAUGUUAUUAUUUAGAAUGCCUUACCCUCUGUAAAAAGGAUCUUCGAGGAUUUUAAUAUGAAUUUGAUGGUUCUAAAUAGAGCUGUGACAUGCUAUGCUGACGUAGCACAUGCUAUACCUAACACUCUAUAUAGAACGUGAUAUGAAAUCGUCGCUUCUUCGUUAUUUGACCUGAGCUAUGACAUGCUACACUGAUGCUAACGAUCUCUGCUGAUUUAUUAUCAUAUGUCCAGAUCUUCAUUGGUUUGCCAAAUCGAUAUGAUUUAGAACAAGGUACCUACUUUAAAAAGGUUCUUUAAGGGUUCUAAUAUAAAUUUGAUGGUUCUAUAUAGAACUGUGACAUGCUAUGCUAACAUCGCUAAUGAAGAUCUGGACAUAUGAUGAGAGAUCGUCAGAGGUCAUCAGAUAUCAUGAUAUCUUCAUUAGUUUACCAAAUCGAUGUAAUUUAGAACGUGGUACCCUCUUUAAAAAGGGUUCUAAUAUAAAUUGCUAUGCUAACGUAGCACAUGCUACUAAGUAAAUGUAGUGAUUCUAUAUAGAACGUAUGAUAUGAUAUGAUAUCCUCACUUCUUCAUUAUUCAACCAGGUCUAGAACACAGGUUCUCCAAGGGUUUUAAUGAAAAUAUGACUAUUCUAUAUAGAAAUAUGACAUACUUUGCUAACUUCGCUAACCAGGGUUCUAACAAAAAUAUGACCAUUCUAUAUAAACCUAUGACAUGCUAUGCUAGCGUCGCUAACGAACAUUGAUGAUCUCUGAUGAUCUCUUAUCAUACGUCCAGAUCUUCAUUAGUUUGCCAAAUCGAUGUGAUUUUGAACGCGGUACCCUCUUUAACAAGAUUCUCCAAGGGCUCUAAUAUAAAUUUGAUGGUUCUAUAUAGAGCUGUGAUUAGAUUAGAGACUUGAUUAGAUUAGACCAUCACUAAUUGAAUCGUCUUUUUUUACCACGAUACACUCUGGGUUCGAAUGUAAAAAUGAAGGUUCUGUAUAGAACUGAACAGGUUUCUCACAUUGGAGGAUACAUUUUAAGAUGCUAUGCUAACAUCGCUAACAAACACUGUACUCUCAAUAGAAAUACAGUGUGUUUUUUUUUUUUUAUUAUUAUUAUUUAAAGUCGUCUUUUUCACUUUUAAGAACCAGGCAUGUUUCUACAGUUUUUAACAAACCACAAAGAACCUUUUUCAUCACUUUCUAAAACUAUUUUUAGUCGAUAAACUCAAACUUCAAUCUCCUCCACACUGGACUGAAGGAACCGGAACUACUUUCAGCGUAAUGGGUCUGAUGAUAAAAGUAGUUAAAGUAGUUCCAGUUCCAGAUCUAAAAUGUUUAAUAAAUACAUUUUUUAGUUUUUUAAGUGUUUACAAAUUUAAAUGUUUAACAUGUUUACUUUUAAGGCAAAUACAUGACUUUAGAUUUUGUGGGCGGGGUUUACCAAGCUAAUACCGUGCUAAUUACAGGCAGUCUUUGUCCAGCGUGUGUUAGCAUCGUUAGCAUGUAGCAUCGUUAGCCUGUAGCAUCUGUAGGCAAAUCUGUGAUCGGUGAUCAAUCGAGGUUAUUGAUUUGAUUGAAAACUCUUUGUCUGAGAUGAGAGAAGCUGAAUGAAAUGAGUAUAAUUGUUAUUUUUUUUGUUUUUUGUUUGUUUUUUCUUUUUUUUCUUCUUCAUUGUGUCAUGUGACAUAUUGUUUUUUAAAGCAUGGGGGAGGGGCUUCGGGUUCCGUGUAACCAAUCAGAAAACUUGAACUAUUCUUCGGUAUAAUGAGGGAUUGUGGGUAAUGCUGUGGGAUGUAGGUGUAUGCUGGGUGGCGGUCUGUUAUUUUAAUGUUGCUGGGAGUGUGUGUGUGUGUGUGUGUGUGUGCACGCGAGUGUGUGUUAGUGUGCGUGUGUGUGUGAUAAUUUAUUGAUCGCUGUAUUAAACAUUAAGGGAGAAGCACAAGCUGAUGGUAGCGAUGUUCGUUGUUAUAGCGAGGUUUAAAAUGGUAAAGGGAGCUCACUGAUUGGCCGAGCUGAUCCGAGGCGUCUGAUUGGCUGGGGCGGCGAGGUCGUAGCCGUAGUUUCCCGUAGUGUCCCCGUUAGUUCUGGUUGUACACUGGUGUUGGACGCAGCGCCGCUCUACUUCCUGUGGACUCGUUUAUUCCUGUUUUUUGCGUUUUCUUUCGUUUUUUUCUGUCGUUUUUCCCGUCGUUCGCUCUGUGGACGUGUCACUGUGUGCAGGUCAGGUCAGUAGCGCCCUCUGCUGCCCAGAGCUGGAGGUGCAGCCUCAACCCUGUGUGACCCGUACACACUUACAGUAUAUACACACACACUCUCUCUCUUCCUCUGUACACACACACACACUUCCUCUCUCUACACACACACACACACUUCCUCUACACACACACACACCCCCCUCAGCCCUGUGUGUGUGUGUUGUACAGCUCUGUUCUCCUCUGUAUAGACCCAUACCGGCGCUGGCUGGGGUAGAACCGGCCUCUGAUGGGUAGGAAUGUGACAUAUAGAAUAUUUUAUUGAUUUUGAAGCAGAAACUCUAUAUAAUAAAAAAAAAAAUCUGUAAGGUUCAUUUGCAAUCUCAGGUUCCAUUGGACCAAAUAAAGUUUUUUUAAUCAGAAAUAAAA
Astyanax mexicanus (Mexican tetra) is the source of this 9744-nucleotide messenger RNA. It is a transcript of the gene capn15, whose product is annotated as calpain 15. Gene Ontology annotation, molecular function: calcium-dependent cysteine-type endopeptidase activity. Gene Ontology annotation, biological process: proteolysis. The record is from RefSeq and is a predicted model, not a curated record. Gene Ontology annotation, cellular component: cytoplasm. The coding region runs from base 2116 to 5649 and encodes 1177 amino acids. Lineage: Eukaryota; Metazoa; Chordata; Actinopteri; Characiformes; Acestrorhamphidae. The transcript has 12 exons.